UGCAUUAACCAGAGAAGAGAAACUGUAUAAGUUGCUCUCCCUCUCAGACUUUCCCUUUAGCAGGAAGUCGGUCUCAUUGCUCCCUCCUGUGAGGAACAAAGAGGCUUUAGAUUUCUUGACAACCUGCUGGUCAAAGAUGUCCCCCAUUUAAGCAAAAAAGGGGCCGUAAUCCUUGAUGAUGAAGCAGCUCAACUGAACGUGUACAUUUUAAGGAUAUUCAAUUAAUCUCACAUUUAUCCACUGAGGGGAAACUGGCAUUGCAGUUAUUAAAGAAAAUAAAACUAAACAUACACAAUUCAAGAGUCCUAAAUUCAAUGUGGUACAUCCAAGGGAACGGCUGUGAGAAUGUACAGGCUCUUGACGUAGUGCAGGUUAAAUGUCGGAAAUGUUCCCUCUGUUCGACUUUCCCUUUGGCAGGAAGUACAUGUUCCCUCCUGUGAAGAGGAGGGAACGCUGGCUUUGGCUCUCCUGACAACCUUCUGCUCAUGAUGUCAGUUUUCAUGCCAGCCAACGACUGUGAUGACAGAUCACUGUUUUCUGCUUAGACUUAGUUUGUUGGUUCGUCCUUGAUCAGCGAACACAUUGGCCUUUUCAAGGUCAAUCCCCCCGAGUUAUCAGAGGAGCUGUCCACUAUAGUCCAGGCGUGUCUACCCAUCAUUUUUGGUUUUGCUUGUCCAGGUUCCAGACGUCUUUCUCCGAGAUUUCUGCUUCCGCUCUAAUACAAAGGUUGUGUACAGAAUUCAAAUAUAAUGUAUACACACAUUCUACAGGAACAUCUCUCACUAGAAACCAUCCCUUGGCCAUUUUUGCUUUGAGAAAAUACACUUUUUUUGUAAUUUGGGGGAACUGGCCCUUUAAAUCUGCUGAGAGAGGAAAAAAAGCAGCAAGGCUUGUCUUAAACCACUGGCCUAAUUCUCUGCAAAACUCCAAGUGGCUUAAUCUCUGCAUGGCAACGCAUUAUAAUGUAAAGCUUGUGGACACCACUGGACUUAGCAUGGCUUAAGGCAGCACCUAAGUAUCCCAGCCAGGCAGUGAUGUCCUCAUUUCCAGCUGUUUUCCCCGUUUUUGCUGUGAUCAUCAGACUGAAUUUUUACAGGCAAGCUACUCCAACCCAGCAGAGAGAGGAGUUCCCCACGUGGCGUCCAGAUGUUAGGCUCCUUGCACGUUCAAUCUGAACAAGACAGAAACCAAAAUGAAAGGAAGAAAGGGAGAAGUAAGAAGUAAAACUGCUGUGAAUCUUGAGUUUCAAAGCUAGCCUUUUAAAAGUAAUCCAAAAUCUGCAGUGAAAUCUGUGUUUAGAGACAUGAGUGAAGAAGUCAUUAUAGUUAUUGAAUGUUUUUCUGAAUACAAUUAUGUUUUAGUUUGUUGUGUGCCAAUAAGAGGAAUCGGAUGCUGUCUUGCGUUCCUAAAUCUGCUCGUAGGCAUAUUGCAGAAGUGAAAUGGGGAAGUUGCAGGAUGAUUCGCUUGGUCAAUAGUAAUGUGAUCUUAAACAAAUUGCUUGUAGACAGAAUCUGUCAGUGAGAAUAAAAACAUUAGGAAGCUGUCAUUAGUGUAUUCAGAUACACUGCCUGCGAGUGUGUCUGCGUUGCAUACGCAGUGAACUUUGAUAUGGCUUAACGGUCAGUGGCUCCCCAGAGGAAAGAUGCAAAAUAGCUGACUUGAGAACAAACAAAGUAGCAGCGAUGGAUCAGAGACUUGGCUGGCAGCGGAGCGCAGCAGGCCUAGAGCCUGCUCUCGGACAACAGGGCUGAGGAGCUGCAGAGGUGUGAGGAGUUUCCCGAGGACACUCCACCCUCCUGGCUUUCCUCAGCAUCCUCUCAGCUGUUUUUUUUCGCAGUCAUCCUCGUCAUCCAGGCUGUCAGCGUGCAACAAAAUCUGGAACUGAGCUUUGCUGAAAUUGAAGAGGUCGCUCUAUUCACAUCUGAUUGCAGCCUCCUCCUCCAGCGCCCCUGAACAUAGUUUUAUGUCCUCCUGAAUCUGGACCAUGAGGAACACCAGAUCGAGCCUGCUGCUGGGCUGCAUGCUCCUCUGCUCCGCCUCUCUGAUCUACCUGGGCAUGAGCGGGAUAGAUUGCCCUCCAAAAAGCCAUCGGUACCGGUGGAUGGAGCUCAACAUGGGCUCAGCCAAUCAGAGCUUAUCCCUGAAUGAGCAUUUCCCUGAAGACACGCCCCUCAUCUUCAUCGGAGGCUUUCCCCGGAGCGGCACCACGCUGAUGCGCGUCAUGCUGGAUGCCCACAAUGCUGUUCGGUGCGGGGAAGAGACCCGAGUGAUCCCCCGCCUCUUGGCCAUGCGCGCCACCUGGAGCCGCUCAGUGAAGGAGAGGAUACGACUGGAUGAGGCCGGCGUCACCGACCAGGUCUUGGACUCAGCCGUGAGAGCGUUCCUGCUAGAGGUGAUAGUCGGCCACGGGGAGCCUGCACCUCGCCUUUGUAACAAGGACCCGUUCGCCUUGAAGUCUCUCUCAUAUCUGUCACGCAUCUUCCCGAAAGCCAAAUUUGUGCUCAUGCUACGAGACGGACGGGCAACCGUCCACUCCAUGAUAUCACGCAAGGUGACCAUCUCCGGCUUUGACCUGACCAGCUACAGGGACUGCCUGACUAAGUGGAGCAGCGCGGUGGAGACCAUGUUCAGCCAGUGCCAGGCCGCCGGGGAGUCCAGAUGUCUGCCCGUCCGCUACGAGCAGCUCGUCCUCCACGCAGAGGAGGAAAUGAGGAAGUUGCUUCAUUUCCUGGAGCUGCAGUGGGACCCAUCAGUGCUGCACCAUGAAGAGCUGAUUGGAAAGGCUGGUGGCGUGUCUCUGUCCAAGGUGGAGCGCUCCACAGACCAGGUGAUGAAGCCGGUGAACACGGAUGCCCUCUCCAAGUGGGUCGGUCACAUUCCCUCUGACGUGAUAAACGACAUGGCUGAAAUCGCCCCCAUGCUGGCUCGCCUGGGCUACGACCCCUACGCCAACCCUCCCGACUACACGAGACCGGAGCCCGUGUUGUCUCUGUUCAAUUACUCACAGAAUUUGAAAUCGGCAGAGACUCCACACCCCAGUUAAACGAAAGAGAAAAGUUUGGCUUCGGUGCUCCACGAUAUUGAUGCACCUUAAAGACAGACUUACAGUUCAGCAGUAAUUACACCUCACAGGAAAAAUUUUAAAGUGUUCCAUGUGUAUUUUUGGAUUGUUUGUAAGACUAAUGUGCGGUGUUAGUGUCUGAACACUGUAGAGCGACUCAUCAAGUGGUUUGGGUUUUAUAUCUCAUGUGGACUACCUGCUCGCGACGGUCUCUCUAACCGACAGUAUUACACGUCCUCUCCCCUCGUACCUGAAAGUAUUUCUAUCUGUCUGUAAAGUUGUAUGAUUCAGCACAAAUGUGACUGUGACUUUAGACUAAUAUUUCACUUACUGAGAGUUCAGUCAGUGUUCAUGAAGCAUAAUGACUGUAUAUUUUUAAAGAUGUAUUUUUAUUUUCUUAAUAAAUUAUUUUGGUGUUGACCAUUCAGGAAUCUAAA
Molecule: messenger RNA, 3498 nt
Organism: Cyclopterus lumpus (lumpfish)
Lineage: Eukaryota; Metazoa; Chordata; Actinopteri; Perciformes; Cyclopteridae
Product: protein-tyrosine sulfotransferase 1-like
Exons: 6
Coding region: 1985-3043 (352 amino acids)
Biological process (GO): peptidyl-tyrosine sulfation
Cellular component (GO): Golgi apparatus
Molecular function (GO): protein-tyrosine sulfotransferase activity
Source: RefSeq, a predicted model, not a curated record